AUUUAAACAAUGCAAAAGGUGGCUAAGCUCAAUCCCCAAGUCAUAAGCCUAUUUGACGAGCAAGAGCAAUUCAAAGGAAACACCGUCCUAAACCAGAGUAGUAGCAGAACUCUUGGUAGGAAACCCUCUCUCAUCCUCAUUGAUUGUAAUGAGACUGAGUCUUCAAUCCCUUCACAGAUAAAAGAGGCUGCAAAGUCACAUACAGAAGAGAUCAAAUAAUUAUGUGCUAACUCCAGAGCACCAGCUGGAGCUUGACCUUGAGCUAGUCGAAUAUAUUGAUGAGAUCGAGAAGAAAUUCGCCCUCAGCAAGAUUAAUAGGACAUAUAAAUUCCCUAGGAGUACCAAACAAGAGUCCAAGGCUGGCUCAAGAAUUGCAAAGAUUAAUGAGAAAUAUAUGGAACAGAUUCAGAAAUUUUUAAAGGAAGAUCCCAAGUCUAAGGAAGUAAAGCUUAAAGCCCAAAGUCGGCUUGAGAGACAAGAUCGGCAUCAGAAGUUUUCCGAGUUUCGUAACCCUGCAAAUGUGUCUAUUGAUGAGGCCCAGAGAAUUCGAAAUGCUGUUACGAAGUCUCAUAUGAAUUCUAAGCGAAAUCACAAUUUAGAAAGCUUGCGGAAUAGUGCUGAAGGGUCCAGAAACAGAUCAAACCUUGAUAAGAACAUUAUGUGGGCCAAAGUCUCAAGUCCCCAAGUAGAGCAUCAAGUUAUUGGCUCAAUCUUUAACAAAUAAAAUUCAUUCUAAGAAGAUCAAUAGGAGUCGAAUGAAAGUAGGCUCAGUGAUCUCCAAAGGUUCUAAAAACAACAGCAUUAGAAACAAUCAGCUUAAGUUUGAGAAGAGAAGGCAAAGGGAUUCUCUAGCAAGCCCUUCGUCAGAUAUUCAAGUCAAUUUUCAGAAUGUCAGGUUGAACCUGAAAAUGAAAAAGAAAAGCCGCAAGCAUAUUUUCUCAGAGGAAAAGAAAAGGAAAAGAGUGGGACAUUCUAGGAGCAUCUUUGCCACAGGCAUCAAGAAGAACCAGUCAAGGCAUGAUUCGAAAAAGAGAGGGAAAAUGUCCUUAGCAAAGAAAUCAAAAGCUAAGCAUAAUUCUUCUCUUCAUAUAAGAGGAAUAUAUUCUACUAAGGAUAACAACAGUACUAAUGCUUCGAAAUAUGAUUCUUUGAGAAUGAGCACUCAUAACAGCACUAAAAAUAUGGGAACAGAUCUCAAAAAUCUCAAGACGUUUGAUAAGAACUUCGGGUUUUCUCCUAGUAGCAACACUGGGAGCCAGAAUGGCAACCAGCAAGCAAAGAAGAAUAUUGAAAAGUUCCAAUAUAGUGUGAACACGUCUUUUGAUAGAAAUAAAAUGAAAUCUCAGUACCAAUCGUUCAUCAAUCCGAUGUCCUUGAAGAUGCCGGAUGGACCAAAGAAAAUCCAGAACAAACAGGAUGUAUACAGCACAUUCUGUAAUCAGUGGUUUUCAGGACAAUUUUAUCAGCCACGGAUAGAGAAGGCGGAGAUAAAUAUUAACCAGAGAAUUCACUCAAAAGAGGUCAACAUCUCUCAUAAUCCUAAUUACCCGAUCAUGCAUUCAAAGGUCAGCUUAGAUUGAGCAAAUAUCCCCAAGAUAGACCGAAGCAAUUCUCGAAAAGCUAAACAGCGGAUUAUCGUAAAGAAGGCUGGUAGGGUAUCGUACCCUGAUAAAGCCUUGAACGUGAAGGCAAAAUCGAAGAAGAAAAAGUCACGCAAGUUAAAUAGUAUCUUAAAUCCUAAAUAUUAAAAGUGGGCUUCAUGCUCUCUUAC
Molecule: messenger RNA, 1771 nt
Organism: Moneuplotes crassus
Lineage: Eukaryota; Ciliophora; Spirotrichea; Euplotida; Euplotidae
Source: the annotation of a GenBank genome assembly